This is a messenger RNA of Ruditapes philippinarum (Manila clam), 1674 nucleotides long. Its product is annotated as glutathione S-transferase 1-1-like. The record is from RefSeq and is a predicted model, not a curated record. The transcript is spliced from 5 exons. Gene Ontology annotation, biological process: glutathione metabolic process. Bases 141 to 875 code for a protein of 244 amino acids. Gene Ontology annotation, molecular function: glutathione transferase activity. Lineage: Eukaryota; Metazoa; Mollusca; Bivalvia; Venerida; Veneridae.
AAUAAACUUAAUAGCAUUUUUCAAUAGCAUUUACGAUAUUAAUUCUUUUUACUUGGUUAAGAUAAAAUGAAAGUUUCCCGGUAGGUUGCGAGAUAAAAUCAACUUGAUACUUAAAGUCUUGAAGUUAUUUAACUUUCGAAAUGUGUCGUUGUGGUCUUUGUUUAUGUUUGUGUUUCAAGAAAAGACCGGAGGAAGUUUUUGUUAAACCUAGGAUGGGUGUUGGACCUAGCACGACUGUCCCAAAGAACCUGAUCCUUUAUAUUCACGGAUUGAGCGCCCCCUCGCGGGCUGUAUGGAUGACAGCCAAGGCAGCUAAUAUUCCUGUUACCAUACGAUACCUGGAUUUGUUCAAAGGUGAACAUAAAACGCCGGAAUUUGCAAAGAUUAACCCAGAUACAACGGUGCCUACCUUACAAGAUGGGGAUUUCUCUCUUUGGGAAAGUCGGCCGAUCAUGACGUAUAUAGUGUCUCGUUACGGGAAGAACACAAGGUUAUAUCCAAAGGAUCUCCAGCAGAGGGCGGUGUGUGACAGACUACUACACUAUGAUCUAGGCUCCGUUUAUAAAACAAUCAGUGAAUACAUGUACCCGCAGUUAUUUCAAGCGAAACCUCCGGACACGGACAAAGAAGGGGCCAUGCGGAAAACAUUUGACUACAUGAACCGUCAGCUACAAGGUCAGAAAUAUAUGUGUGGUGACGACAUGACAAUUGUUGAUAUAUCCAUGGCAACAAACCUGGCUCUCAUAGAAUUAAGGAAUUAUAAACUAGACAAUUGGUCUCAACUUAGCAUAUGGUUUCAGAGGAUGAAAAGUUUGUCUUACUGGGCGGAAUGUAACGCUGGACUUUAUGAAUGGAAAUUACCCAUGUUAGAAUAGUACACGUGUAUAAAGUAAUCAGGUGUAUGAACAAAUGAUAAUUAGGAGCAAACCACUUUAUAAUCAUUUUUUUCUUUUUUUUUAAAAUAUUUUGGUGGUAUAUGAAAACUAAGCAUGUAUUGAGAAUGUAUAACUGAAAUUUGUUUAAUUGGACAUUGUUAGCACAAAUUAGUAACACUAAAUAUAGAUGUCACUUUAUGAUUUUGAAGUACAAGUCACCUACAUGAUGGAGGCUUGGAUAUAUAGAUUCUAAUAAACGCUUCAACCUCACUGACUUUAUUACAGUCAAGGGAGGUAACUAAAAAUACGGACAAGAAAUAAGCAACCAGAGCAUUAUGUUACUGGUAAAUCAACGUUAAGGUCUGAGCUUUUCAGAUUUCAAACACCUGAUACAUUUAGACUAAGUCCAACAAUACAGAUCCAUUACAUUUAGUAACAAACUCUUAAGUUUUGGUCAUUAUAUUAGGACAAAUAUUUAACUUGCCUGUAUUAAUUCAUAUACAUGUACUAAUAAAUUUUAGUUUUAGUAACUACUGUAAUCAAGACAAUGGAAAUAAAUAGACAGACUGAAAAAAAAAGCCGAAUUGUCAGUUUCAGAAUUAAAGUGAUCAUCUGCAGGCACAAAAAAUUAACGAAAUCUUUUACUUUUAUAUGUUUACUUAUAUAAUAGCUCACAAUUAUGUAAAAACUUUCAACAACUUUUAUAGGAUAGCAUAUACAGAAUAAGGUACAAUCUUAGAAAAACAUAUGAAUAUGCUAUAUAAAGUACCAUAUUUAAAGAAUAAAUUAAAGAAAAUUA